This is a messenger RNA of Gymnogyps californianus (California condor), 951 nucleotides long. Its product is annotated as uroplakin-3b-like protein 1. The record is from RefSeq and is a predicted model, not a curated record. Bases 1 to 735 code for a protein of 244 amino acids. Lineage: Eukaryota; Metazoa; Chordata; Aves; Accipitriformes; Cathartidae. The transcript has 6 exons.
AUGUUCCCGCUGCUCCUCCUGCUCCUGGCAACGGCCCACGGCCUGGACCGGCUCCCGUACAAACCGACCCUGGCCAACUCCUCCCUGGGGGGCCUGACGACCACCUCCACCUUCGUGCUGGAGCAGCCCCGCUGCGUCUUCACCGAGAUGCAAGACAACACCGUCAUCUGGCUGGUGGUGGCCGUCCGCACGGCCGUACGCAACUUCAACAACAGCGUGGGGCCGGGGACCCCCGAGAGGGCGUUCCAGAAGUUCCCCACCAGCACCCCUGCCUACAUGACCCUCAACACCACCCUCCUCAACUACCCCUGCCCCAAAUCCCCCGGGGAGUUCACGGUGCUGCGCGUCGGCAGCGAGACCGGCUGCACCACGGAUGAGACGAGACCCACCUGCAACGGCCCCCUGCCUGGACCCGGGCCAUACUGGGUGAAGUUCCUCGCCCUGAAGGACUCCAAGCCCGUUGCUGAGACAGCCUGGUCGGAGCCCAUCACCCUGAGGACAGCCCGGCAGCCCAGCAGCAUCCCCAUGAUGGGCAGUGGGCGCAGCGCCGGCAUGAUCGCCCUCACCUCCAUCCUCUCCAUCCUCUUUGCCAUCCUGCUGGCCGGCCUGGUGGCCAUGCUGGUCUUCUGCUCGGACAUCUGCGGCGGCAGCAGCACCUUCAGCAAGCCGGAGGCGGUGACGGUGCGGCGGUACAACACCCACCACGUCUACGACCAGCCGGCCGCCCGGCUCUGAGCCCCUGCCGCAGCCCCGCGCUGUCUCCCCGCCGCCCCCCCCGGCACCGCACCGCCUCCCCGCCUGCUCCCACGCCGGCCGUCGCCGGCCCACGCACCCUCAGGUGCCCUCGCCAUUGCACCGCCGGUGUCGAUGGCACAACGCCCACCGCCGCGGGGGCACGGCCAGAGCUGCCCCGUGGACCAGGGCCCCAGGGAGCCAUGAUGGAGCGGGAGA